Molecule: messenger RNA, 4128 nt
Organism: Protopterus annectens (West African lungfish)
Lineage: Eukaryota; Metazoa; Chordata; Ceratodontiformes; Protopteridae
Gene: MCOLN1
Product: mucolipin TRP cation channel 1
Exons: 14
Coding region: 299-2035 (578 amino acids)
Cellular component (GO): lysosomal membrane; plasma membrane
Molecular function (GO): NAADP-sensitive calcium-release channel activity
Source: RefSeq, a predicted model, not a curated record
UUUACUUAAAUGCUGUGGAAUUCCCUGAUUAUUUCACUUGUUUCAGCGUGUGUGUACCAAAUCGGCUAUACAGAUUUGAACACUUUCGGAAAACAACACAACGAAACACAUGCUUUGCAAAACGCAUUACGUGGUUACUUACGUGAAAUCCCGGCCCGUCCCAGAAAAAAAGUUAUCAGUUUCUGUGUUUUACUGGCGACCUAUCGAGCACAUUUGCUAGAGUCUUUGUGGAUUUUAAGUGUACCUAAUGUAGAAGUUGGACAAAUUUGUGUGUCCCGUGUCUGGUGGUUUGUGAAUUAUGGCGACUGAGAACAAGUGCGUACUUCAUGGUCAGUGUCAAUCAGAAAAAGAAGCAUUACUGAAGCGAAAUGAGAGUUACAGAUCUCUGGAAAGUGUAGAUCACCAGCCAUGUACCUAUCUGCAGAGGGAUCACAUUUCUGACAUAGAAGAAGACACUUUGCGUCGAAAACUGAAAUAUUUUUUCAUGAGCCCUUGUGACAAAUAUCGAGCAAAAGGCAGAAAACCUUACAAAUUGGUGCUUCAGGUUAUUAAAGUUGUGAUUUUUACCAUUCAGCUAGUAUUAUUUGGUCUUAGUAACCAAAUGGUGGUGACCUUUAAGGAAGAAAAUACUGUAACUUUUAAGCACAUUUUCCUGAAGGAUUACAGUGAUGGCGCUGAUGACACCUAUGCUGUUUAUACCCAGAAUGAUUUUUACGAGCAUAUGUAUUAUGCUGUGGACCAGUAUCUGCAUUUGCACGAUACAUCAAUUGGCCGCUAUGCCUAUGUAAGACGAAAAGAAGAGAAUCGGUCUGCCCUUAUGCUUUGCCAGCACUACUUUAAGCGAGGGAGAAUAGACCCAGCCAAUGAUACUUUUAACAUUGAUCCUGCUGUCAAAACAGAUUGUAUUGGUGUGGAACCCCAGGAGACACCAUAUUUGGACACAAACUACAGAAACUUCACUCUGAAAUUUCAUAAAUUGAUUAAUGUGACUAUCCAAUUUGAUUUGAAAGCAAUCAAUAUCCAAACAAUUAUCAAUAAUGAAGUUCCUGAUUGUUACCACUUCUCUAUCACAAUUACUUUCAACAAUAAAGCUCACAGUGGAAAGGUUAAAAUCAGUUUGGAUAAUGAAGCAAGGAUCAGGGAGUGCAAGUACCGAAGUAUUUCCGGACAAAGAGAUGACUACUACCGCCUUGCAUUUGAUAUAAUUGUUAUUCUGGUUUGCUUAGUUUCCUUCAUUCUUUGUGCACGCUCCAUAGUUAAUGGACUGAGGUUGGAACAAGAAUUUGUGAAGUAUUUCCAGACUCGAUAUCCCACUCAUAGACUCAGUAUAUCUGAUCGUUGCGAGUUCUUGAACAGCUGGUACAUUCUUCUCAUUAUUAGUGAUAUUUUUACUUUAGUGGGAACAAUUAUGAAAAUUGAAAUAGACUUUAAGAUCUUGGUUUCGUAUGAUGCCUGCAGCAUUUUACUGGGGACAUCCACUCUGUUUGUGUGGGUCGGAGUUAUUCGAUAUUUGAAUUUCUUCCACAAGUACAAUAUUCUCAUUGUGACAUUAAGAGCAUCAUUUCCCAAUGUCAUCCGAUUCUGCUGCUGUGUGGCUGUUAUUUACCUAGGAUACUGCUUCUGUGGUUGGAUUGUGCUAGGACCAUAUCAUGUCAAGUUCCGUAGUCUGUCUAUGGUGUCCGAAUGUCUCUUCUCACUCAUAAAUGGAGAUGACAUGUUUGCAACCUUUUCAGAGAUGCAGCAGAACAGCUACCUGGUUUGGCUCUUCAGUCAGGUGUACCUCUAUACCUUCAUCAGCCUUUUCAUCUACAUGGUGCUGAGUCUCUUCAUUGCGUUAAUUACAGGUUCCUAUGAAACUAUUAAGCAUCAAAGAGCAGAACAAGUACACAAAUCAGAAGUGCAUGCCUUCAUAGCACAGUGCACAGAUGAGCCAAAUUCGGGCAAGUUCCGUGAAACGGAGAGGUCUUGGUGCUCACUCCUCUGUUGCUGUGGUGACAGGACUACAACAUACGAAGACAUGCUACUAAUCAACUGAAUGAUCAUUGUCUUGUUUUGCUGACGUUAUGGCAAGAGCAGUGAUGAACUUUACCUGCCACACAAGAAUUAGCACCUGUCUUUGUUCACGUAACCUGAAGGCUACUGGCUGAGUCCUACCUUUGCAGUUAAGAAGGAUGGAUUUCCUAUUGCCUCACCAAACAUGGGCCAAAUGAACUUUACAUCUCAAAGUGAAGGUUGUUAUUUUGUGCUGCAGUAUUCUAAAAGCUCAGUACAUAUGUAGCAAAAAUGCGGUUUUCUUGCACAUCAGAAUAUCGUUUUAGGGACUGUUCAGAGAUGAACAUGCACUUUUGUUUUUAAUAUACCUCAACACUUAAUGGAGAAGAACUUGGAAAAGUUAUUUGAUGUUACGCAGUCUUUAUGCAGGUUGUCAGUCCUAAAAACAACAAGAAAAAUGUAGAUCAAUUUCAUAUUUAAAACCAAGGUGAAUUUUAGACUUGCACUUAACUAAGCAAAUGUUUAAUUUGUUUUGCAUAGCUGUUGUGUAGCGUACUGAAUGUUAAUAACAGAAAUGUUAAAUUCCGCACAGCUGCACUAGGAAAUUCACGUAUGUGUACCAGGUGAGAAAAAUGUCAGAGUACUACAAGUCAGCUAUACAAUCAUGUAGAAGGAUUUUCUUCUUUUAAUUGUCAUAAGGAAAACAGUGUUCAGGGAGUUCUUUUCGAUCCUUAUGAAUUGUUCUUAAUUUUAAAGUACACUGUUAAAUAUUUUAGUUUAGACUGUCUGCAGAUUUUCCUGAUGUUGUUCAUAUGAUUAAUCUGCCUGUGUAUUGUUGGUAUCUCUUUUGUUGUUUCUAAGUAGAAAUGUUAUCUUUUAUGACAUUAUCCUUUUUAAAUUAGAAUAUAAAUGGUUAUGUUUUAAGCACUGUUUAAAGAUAUCAAGGGGCACAGGGUAUUGUAUUUGUUUUAUAAUCAAGACCUGCAAAAGAUAACAGCAAAGACAAUUAAGGUGGGUUUUAUGUUUUGACACCAUGUUUACUGGACCAAAGCCAUGACAUAGGUUAAUAUUCUGGUCUUUAUAGUUGAAAUGCAUAUUUUCAUUUCAUUGAGAACUAAUUUUAGGGUUUGAGUAAUGUGGCUUGUGUGGCAUUUUAUUUCUCUAUCCGCCAUUUGCCAUACACCAUUCUGAAGGACUGUGUCCUGGUAUGGUUGGGACUUGGUGUUUACUGUUUUGUGAGACAUUAAUAGCUGCAAGAAAGCACAUUGUGACUACCACUUAAAAUGCUGUUUUAUGUAGUUUUGAGUAGGCUGGACACACUGAUCCAUGUAUGUCAUUUGCAUCCAUUUAAUUUGCAGGUGCUUAAAGUAUAGUGUGCAAGAGGUCAUCAGACAUAAAAACAUAAACCUGCUAAAGUCUCCUGUGUCUUACUUCAGGAAACUUUUUGCAGUUUGUUGAAUACUUGAGUACUGCCUUCUGUGUUCUUAUUUAAAAUCUUGAGCUCUUAUGCUCAGAAGUUGGUCACCCCAUUUACCACAAACAAGGCUUUCUGCAGUGAGGCUAAGGAGCAUGUAUGCACCAGCAUUGCUCGUUUAUUUCUAGCUAUUCACACAGUUCAGCUCAUUUCUCAACAGUUGUCAUUCAGGGUUGCCAUGCUUGGUGCUGAAAAGCAUAGAACUGAUAAGUACACUUGCAUUUGCCAGACUACAAAUCAACUCCAUCUCAGCAGCUGCCUUUUCUGAUUGUGAGUGAUCAUUGGCUGUCUCCACUGCCAAUGUUACAGCCUUUUUAAUUUCUCUGAAUGUUUAGAAAUUAUAUCACCAUGACAGGAGUGGACCGCAUUCCUUAGUCCGGGUAUAGCUACAUUUCAUGAAACCAGCAUUACCUCAAUAUUUGAUGAGUGUCAAGAGUGCUCUUGUCAACACACACAAACCACCUAGAAUUGACUCCUGCUGUAGUUCCUAUGGAGUUACGUGUAGUUGUAAUAUAUUGCCAGUACCGUGACUUCAGUGUUGAGUGGCAUUUAAGGCUUUUUUAAAACUCUUUUUAUUUGAACAUUUCUUGCACAUACAGAUUGUGAGCAAAUGUAACACAAGUGGUUCUGCAGUUGUAAAAGAACUUGCAUAUGUUGGUAUU